UCAACCCCCCAAUCAGAACCUGGCUGUGGUCUUUCAGAUAUAAGCUUCAGGACGCUCACAGCUCCCCGUACAGAUCUCAGGAGGGAGGACAUUCAACUGAAAGCCUGAACAUAACAUGAUGGCUUUGCUCAAGAUGGCUUUGCUUCUCUUCGCUGGUCUUCAAGGCUGUGCUCUGACUUCGGCUUUCAACGUCGAUGGUUUGCAACGUUUUCCAGAUGCCCUGAGAGCUACUGGGGACAUCUGCCAGGACUGCACCCAAAUAUUCGAACUCCUUGCUGACCUGUUUUCCAACGCUGAGCUCCAAAAAAAGAUGAUGGAUGGCAUUGAAAGUCUGUGUGGCCACCUGCCCGGACCAGCGACUGCUGCACGCUGCAAAGAAGAGGUGGAGAAGAUGCUUCCACUGGUCAUCAACUUCAUUGCUGGUUUCGCAAAACCAGCAGAGGUCUGCAAAGUCAUCGGAUUCUGUGGCUCCUGUGACAAGCAGGAGAAGAUGCUCAGUUAUUUUGUCAAGGAGGCCCUUCAGGUUGCUGCAAAAAGGGAACAUGUGCAGCCCGCCAUACUGUGCUCCUUCUGUGUUUUUCUGAUCCGGAGUUUGGAGGACAUGCUCCCUAAAGGAAGUACUGAGAAGGCCGUGAUCAAGCUGCUGGAGGAGAUUUGUCGUAUUUUGCCUUCCUCCUACCGAGAUCAGUGCGAGGCCGUGAUUGGCAGGUUCAGCAAGACGGUGCUGGAUGCAAUCCUGAGCUAUGCCACCCCUCAGGUCGUCUGCGCUCUCAUCCAGCUGUGCCAGGAGCAGGAGGCUCCUCUUGUAGACCCAUGCACUUUGGCAACCUACAGGUGCAGAGACGUGACUAAUGCCCUCAAAUGUGGAACUUUGUUUUACUGCCAGAAAUUUGCCUGGAAGCCUCUCAACACACUUUAAAAUGUUACGGGUGGACCCAAAAACACGAGUCAAACUCAGUGUCCCAAUGAUGCAUCAACGCCAAACUGCAAAUAUUAAAUCAUACUGCGUGACACCUGUGGCAUUGCUUUCCAAUUUGAUAUCUUACUACAUUUUUGGAUUUUGCUUAGUAUAUACCGUCUGCAUUGAGUGAAGAAAACCAGGACUUAGUUAAAAUAUCAUGACAAAAAGAUUAUUUUAACUUCUGUAGUAAACAGUAUGUGGAUCAGAUAUGAACAUUUUUUUGGUAUAAAAGAUGAGAAUUUUCCAUUUUAAACUUAAAAGGUUGCAGAGCUUCAUCCACUUUUAAGUUUCUUCCUGUACUUUGUCAGAUUAUCUCAGAAGAAUUAUCUGACUCAAUAGUUAAAUAAACAUCACUGAAUCAGUCUUGUCUUCUACCAAUAAAGCAGCAUUUAAAAUAUUUCUCUA
Molecule: messenger RNA, 1366 nt
Organism: Cyclopterus lumpus (lumpfish)
Lineage: Eukaryota; Metazoa; Chordata; Actinopteri; Perciformes; Cyclopteridae
Gene: sftpba
Product: prosaposin
Exons: 10
Coding region: 116-919 (267 amino acids)
Biological process (GO): sphingolipid metabolic process
Cellular component (GO): lysosome
Source: RefSeq, a predicted model, not a curated record